This is a messenger RNA of Schistocerca gregaria, 21509 nucleotides long. RefSeq lists its product as uncharacterized. The record is from RefSeq and is a predicted model, not a curated record. The coding region runs from base 13940 to 15547 and encodes 535 amino acids. Lineage: Eukaryota; Metazoa; Arthropoda; Insecta; Orthoptera; Acrididae. The transcript is spliced from 2 exons.
CCUCCCCCCCCCCCCCCCCCACUUUCCAAUAAUAUCUGUUCUUCUCCUAACAUAAAAACAUAAAGUUAUCUAGCCAUAAAUAAGGCAAUUAUAGUUUCAUUAGGUCAGCAGUAGUCAUAAUUUGUUGUUAGCAAACUUUACAGAAGUAGCUAGCAGGGGUUGCUUCUCCCUGUUAAUGUGUAAGUUAUUGAUUCUACAUUCCUGAAGGCUUCAUGCUGGAGUUUACAGAACAUGAUGUCUGAGUGGGUGAGUGAGUGACAGUAAGGAUUUAAAGUACGAAUUAUUCAAACAUUCAUUCUGUUCACCUAGUAUUGGAACUGUAAGUGUACCAUGUACACCUAUGCUUACUCAGGGCAAUGUAUUUUUUCUUCAUUGGGCUGCCAUUGCCACCAAGAAACAAUAAUGUGGCUCAAGAAUGUGAUGAGCAUUGUUGCAGUGGAGCAAGUAGUCCACUGAAUGAUUUUGUGGAGUAAGGUUGAGGCUUAGUGCCAUAUACCGACCCUGCCUUGAAGGCGGUUAAGUGGGAGACGUGUCUCAGAGCUGAAUAGUGACAGAUGGUGACACGAGACUGGACACGCACAUAGAUUAUGUAUCAGUCGAUAGAGGACAGUAUUGGAUAGGAGACUGUGAUUUAGUUUCGAUUGUGCCCACUAGAGUGCACUAAAGUAAUGGAAUGUUUUUCAUAAACUGUUCUAGUAUUUUCAUAAAGUGUUAUUAUGUCUUUUUGUUUAUGUAAAAUAUUAUAAAUGUGUUUUAGCAGUAUGAAUGAUGCGUGAGUGUGGUUUAAGGUUAAUAUUAAGAUUAUUGUUUAACGAGUUAUGUAGUGGAUUUAGUGUGGGAACAUUUCGAAGAAGUGUGGAUGUGGACAAAGGGGAUUUUUGUAGAAUAGAUUUGUAAAAUAAGUUUAUGGUAAAGGGAAAGUUAAUUCACGUAUAAAUAACAAUAGUAAAUAACUUUAUGCAUAAAGAAAACUUCAGCAUAUUAGAUAAUUACGUUAGUAAAAAGUGCAGUUGUUAGGUUUACUAUUUUGUAAUCGGUUAUUGAUGAAAAGCACAGACUGACACAGGAGAAUGUAAUUUUGCUAUUGGCUGUUGAGCAAAGUGACCAAUGGUAAAGCAAUAUUCUUCACUCGCCUUUCUCUGCUGAUAAGGAAGACUUAAGAGUAUUCUAGAGAGGAGUCAGAGCCUAGCCAUGAAACAGUUUGGACGUUUGAAUGGAAAUGGUAAGUUGCCAGCUCUAGCAGUGUUUCAUACAUCAAAAGUGUUGUAAAAUGACGGCAUAAUUACUCUGAUGGGUGUGUAGAAAUUUCAGAAUUUUUACGUGAAUUUUGUGAUGAGAAAAGACAUAAAUUCCACGUCGCGUACUGAGCAGGUCGGUGGGUAAAAACUGUGAUUGUAUUAGGUACCGACUGUCUUAACAUUUGGCAAGCAUUCUCAAUCAAAGACAAUCCAUAUUUUUUGUAGCUAUUACGUUUUGGGGCAAUGCAACACCAUAAAUUUGCUAAUGUGAGUGAAAGGGAUGGUGAGUGACUGUGUUAAGACUAGCACGGGCUUAGCAGUGAUACUUGUUCACCUAAGUUUCAGAAUAUAUUAAUUAAGGAAAAAUUUUCCAACUUUUCAUUUCGUGCGAAAACUUUCUCCAGAAACGUAGAUUAGUGACUUUAAUUGCAGCCUGGUUCACGUCGAAGUACAGUAGGUUUCGCUCGGCUUUCCCACUGAUGAUCUGCUGAGACAAUGUUCACAGGUAGAUGCAGGUCCGUCGUAAAGGGACAGAAGGAACUGUGCCGCCUAAGGUCAAUGCAUAUGAGAAGAGGGAGUUAAGUCAUUAGUUUUGUAAAGUUCACAUUAUGAUGACUUUAAAUCUAUCAAAAUUCAAGCUAUCACAGAUUAUCAAAAAUAUGCAGAUUUUCUGUGGAAUUAAUCAAAAUUUCUCAUUGCAAUGUACAAUAUUAUAAUGGCUGUACAUUGUUUGUUGAACGUUUUAUGACCAAAAGCGAUAGUUACAAUAAACAGAAUUCACAUUAUAUUUAUCUUGGAAAGCUAAUAAUCUGUAAAAGGCAGCUCAAGCAGGAAGCUAGAAUUGUAUUAAAUAGAUUGGACACAGAUCGGUAUUAGCUGAUUAUUUGAAAAUAAACUCAACCAACAGUGAAAUUCGGUGUUAAAAUUAUGUUCAUUUCAGGGUUUUCUUUUAACAAUAACAUGUAAUUUAAAACAAGGAUUCAAACAAUGAUCAUAUUAGUUGAAGUACACACUCAAUUAUCAAAGAAAAUGAUCUAAAGAUGCACAUUCAUCAUUAUCUUGUACUGUUUCCAGCCCCAGGUUGAGCCUGUCUGGAACAUAACCCUCACCAUAUAGUCCUAUUUUCCCACCAUCUUUCUGUGUUCAUUCCAGUCCAGUCCUCACCUCUUUUCUCCAGACAUACUCCAUACCUUUCAGCUCUAUCUCUCAGUCUUCCUCUUGACUGUUCCCUUGGCAUCUCCAUUUCAUGUAUCCUCAUUUUCAUUCUCUUUAAGUGUCCAUACAAUCUCCUUUCAUUCCUCAUGCUAUCCCUCCUUGUUAUUCCUCUCCUACGCCUGUAAUUUGCUUACAUCUCUCUUCUUCAUUAACCAUAUUUCAGAUGCAUAGGUCAGUAUUGGGAUGUAGUGCUUUCCAUGGAUUACUUCUUUGCUUUUUUGUGGGACAUCUUUAUUCUAAACCAGGCUCCUACCACUUCGCAUGGAUGCUUCUACCUGUCUGCAUGUUUAUUUAUCUCUUUCUCAUUUUUUCUUUAUCACACUUUCCAAGUACUUACCGCUCCCUCCUUCAAUUGUUCACCUCCAACCCUUAUUCCACUAGCUGGUCCAUCUUUCUUUCUCAUUGUACUAAGGACCUCGCAUAUGUUUACAAUAAAUUUCAUUCCGUAUUAUCUCACAAUUUCUUCCCAAACACCCAUCUGUUUCUGAGCCUCGUCCUCCCUGUUUGCCAAGGUCAUCAAGUCAUCCAUGAACUCCAUUCCUUUCAUCUUGUCUUCUCCGCUUUUUUCUGCCAUCUUAUCAUCAUUUCACCCAGUACCACAAUCAAGAGGAGAGGUGACAAUGCACUGCCCCGUUUCACUCCACUUGUUUGCUGGAAACAAUUUGUCCUUUCAUUUCACACUUCCACAUAACUCAGACUUCCACAGUACAUCUCCUCCACUCUGUUUGUUGUCUUUUUUUCCACAACCUUACACCCUUCUUUUCUACUGCUUCCCAGAUGGUUCUUUUACAGACGCUAUCAAAUGCCUUUUCUGUAUCGAGAAAGGCCGUCACAAGGCCUUGCCCAAAUUCAUAGUGGUGCUGAUGGAGCUCCCUAAAAGCAAAUAUGAGGUCAACACUUGAUCUCCCAGGUUUGAAGUCAUGCUGUUUCUCUCUCAAUUUAGUCUUGAUCCUUGUUGGGAUUCUACUCUCCAGGAUCUUAUUGUAUACAUUGGCACAGAGCUGUAUCUGUGACUCUCAGGUAGUUUAUAGUAUCCUCCCUACUCCCUUUAUUGAAUACAGGGCAAAUUAGUGUCCACUUCCAAUCUUCUAGAGUCUUCUUCUCAUUCUACAAUCCCCUCAUCACACAAUACAGCCUGUUUUCCAACCUCCCCGGCUUCCUUUAACACUUACUUCGUCCAUAUCUGGUGCCUUUCUUCUCCAGUGCCAUUUCCAUUUCUUUCCAUGUCAGGUCCUCCCCCCCCCCCCCCCCCCCCCACCACCACCACCCAAGUUCACUUCUACCUUUUUCCCUCCAUUAUCAUUCCAAGUCCGUUCAGAUUUAGCAAGUACUCAAAGUACUCCUUCCACACUGUCUCAGUACCCAUUUGUUAUUAAUCUCUUCCACAUUUCUAUCCAUCAUUGCUGCAUUCUCUCUCAAACCUCUUCUCUUACUUAUGACCAUACCAUAUAUGCUUUCUUACUUCCUCUGCUGCCUUCCUCCAUCAUUUUUGUCCAUUCUCCCAUCCCCUUUUUGUCUCCUCAGCUUGUUUGCUACUUUCUUUGCUUUCUCAUGCUCCUCUCUCACCUGAACAUUAACAAAUGAUGAAAUUAAAAAUAGAAGAAAGCAGAUACCUUACAUGUGGCUUAUCAUGCUAUGAUUUCACUCUCAUGUGAGGAGUGUAACAGUGACUAUUAGAAACUUUACAUCAAUCUACACUAGUGACAGUGAUUGGAACUGCAACAGCUGUCAGCAGUAGGAUUAAUUACAUGCAUUGAUCAAGUUAGCAACAACGGGAAGUAGUUGCCAAGGAUUUAACCACCACAAUACAUUUGAUCAACUAAAUAGCAGCAACAUCCUUCAAGUAAUGGACUAUAGUUUCACAGCACAAAAACAAGCAAAUGCCAUAAUCACAAUCAACUGCAUUUUCAAGCAAAGUUUGCUUUGCAUGCCGGUAGUAGGUGUUUCUGGAUGGGAACUUUGAAAAGCUCAGAACAGUGUAUUGAACACUGAUUUGCAGGAACUAAAUUCUACCUGAACUGUAUAACAGCAUUAGAAUAUUGUGACAAUUGUAGUUUGUUAUCAUUAAAUAAUUAUGGCAGGGAAGGGAGAAACAGAUGGUAAUCAUAAAAGCUCUGCUGUAUAAACUGGAUGCAGAAAUGAAACUGGAAGAGGUACACACAGGGUUUUUGGAUGGCAGUAACGUGGUUAACAGUCUGACGGAUAACAUCUAUGAAGAAGGAAACUGUAUCGUACCAUGCGUAGAAUGACAGAAUAUCACAGUAGACAGUGGGAGAAACAUCAUAGAGACACAGGCAUUAUUUGAUUGGAAGGUCACAACUGGGCUCAUUGUGACACAGUUAAAUAUACUGGAGGAGGAGUGAACUAAUAAGAUGUCCAGAAAAAAUUGUUAAGAAGCUAAAACAGAGCCAGUUAGAGUUAAAACAGAACCAGGACAACACAGAAAGCAGAAGAAAAGUACUGACAAGUUAAAAAUAAGCCAGUAAGAAAGUGUUAACAAUUCGAAGCACAUUAAAUAAGCAGCAGGAAGAACUAGAAAGCAGGAUGUAUAAACUGCAACAAAAGACACUGACAAAUGGUGAAUCAGUAAACAAAAUAAUGCAGCCAGACCUUUAGGAAGAUUUUCGUAGCAAAAUAACAUUCGACAAAUUUAGACAAACAAAAAUUACAUCCAGUACUAUUCAUGUGGAGUUUCAAAGGUGUGUUAUCACACAGUUUCCCAGAGGCUCAUAAAAUAGUGUAUGUAACAAAAUGCUUGAAAGACUAAGUUGCAAGAUGGGGAAAUGAAAUGAUCAUAUGGCUUUAUUGUCUGGGAGGCUGGGUCUGGGAUUGUUUGGCUAGUUGCUUUCUAUUUGUUGCUGUUUCAGUGACUUGCUUGCUGAAGAAGACAAGAGGAAUUGAUUGGAUAACACACUCAGUUCCCGAGCAAAGAAAAUCUUUUACCUGGCCUGGAUUCAAACCCAGGGCCCUUUGCUCUAGUUAACCACUAGCUCGUGAGCUGCAGACACAAGUUGGCAAGGGUAGCUAGGAAAAUACAAGGUAACAUGCACAAAUUGUGAAAUGGCAGUUCUAGUAAGGUAGUUGUAGAAGACUAAACAAAGUAACUUUUGUUUGUAACUGAAGAGCAUUUCUUCAAAACUCAAUAAACGCAAAAAAGUAAAUUUUUCAGGAAACACAUAUUUUAAAUACCCGGCUGAUAUAAAUGCUAAUUAUGUAAACGAGAUAUUUUAACAUUUACACAGCUUUUUUACCCACAAUUCCAACUACGUGCUUCACUUUUCUAAAAUUUUCGUUGUUUAUUGCAGAAUAAAGGGAUGGAGUUUCCAAGUUUUUUUUUUUCAAAAGUUGAUAAAUGCAAAGAUGGAAUUUAAAAGUUCUGUUAUUAAAAUUGUUUUCUUCUGAUCCCUUUUAUCUCUAAGAUUAAUUGCAAAGAAAGCUACAUUUGUAUUCAUUGUGGAUAGAAAUAUAAUAAUGCACUACAAUACAACACUUUAGUAUAAUACUUUUCCAUAAAUGUUUGAUAAGUAAAAGAGCAAAACACCAACAAACACUAUUGAAAUACAACACAGAAUACUGGCUACAACAAUACUAAACUACAAACCUACUGAUCACUUUCAACAAUGUUCUCAUAAAACUAUACCGCUUGUAGAGGUGGAAGUCCAAACUGUCAGGCAGCUGCGAGUGAUAAGAAAGUAAACAGCGACUGAGUUAUAAAGAGACAAAAGAAGCUCUGUGUAGGAACCCGUGAUAAGCAGUCAAUUAGGAGUAUCAACAGAGAGCACUUCUGGUUAGAGAGAGAAGUCUGGGAGUGGAGAGAGAAAGAAAGAGUGCCCUUGGUGAGGACAGCACUACGUUAUGAGGAGCCAAUGAAGGACUUAGGACACAGUGCGUGACCAUAUAGGGAGAGGCACCUCUAUCCCUCCAGCUUCUGAAGGAAAAUAAUGGAAGUAAUACUUAAACAAUACCAAAUAAGGAUAAGUUGCACUCCACACUAAGUCAUGUCAAGUGCUGGCAGGGUCAAAUUUGGAAAGCUAACAAAACUUGGAAGUACGCACUCUCAAGGUUAAGCUCCAGGCAACGACAGUAGUAAGCGUGGCUAGCAGCAGCCGACUUGGUCUGAGGAAUGGGCUGUGGGCAGGCCGCCAGAGAUAGUCGCUGAUGAGUGUUUAGGCAGUAGCCGUGGGACCCUGAUGUAAAGUGCUAGUGUGGGUAGCAGUUUCACUGAAGAGCUUCUAUCACGCAGUCAGAAUGAUGGUAGUUAGUCACCGUCUCUGUGAAAGAAUUGGCCAUUCCAUGGGUAUAAUCACCAACGCAGUUACAGUGAUCUGUAUUCUUUCUGAAUAAACUAGAACUUGUGUAACGUUUGGAAUAGUUUAUUUCCACCCACUUCCUAGCCUUGUACCUUCACACCAGGUAUUUCAACAUCUUAGCCAGAUCAAAAAGUCUCCCUCUCAAAAGGUCAACUGGUUAAUCUCUUUCACAAACCGCGUCGCUCAGUCCCCAGCAAAAUCCACACUUGGGACACGACACACUGCUUCUGGUAUAUUAAAAUGCCUCACAAAUUUUACGACACACUUUUUCCUUUCCUUGAUGACCAGGUUCUUCUUUCAUAAAGUGGCUGUUUUCCUCACUUCCUGACUGUAGUUUCAGGAUUUCCAUACCUCAACCUCUACAGGACUUCCAUUAUAAGUGUACGACCCAGACAACAAACAGGACUUCAAUUGUAAGUGUCUGAUACUAACAACAAUACCUUCUUCUUAGACUUUUCAUGAGCCAUCAGUUGCUGAGCUGUUAUUUUGAAAAGCAUCUUACAUCAUAGAGCUUUUGAUGUACUCGACUUGCAACCCUUUGCUUGAGCAGUAAUCAGGAGUUGAUGUCGUUUUGUAAAAUUAUUCUCCAUUCAGGUCUCUCAGAAGCAAAGCACAGUCGGAAUUUAUUGGUUUUUGCUUUAGCUAUCUGAGAGUAAGUAUUCAGUUUUGCAAAAACUUGUAGUUUUCAAUAUCCUAUAACAAAGUAAAAAAUGGCUUUUGACAAUAUUAUUCUAAUCAUUCUAAUGAUUCUCUUCAAGCUGACGAAACAAUUGAUGGGAUCCCUGCUUUAGAUGAGAGGGGUAGGCUGUGCAUCAAGGGCACCUGGUAAGUUUAAGCAACUAUACACGCAAUACAUAAAAUUUUUUACUUACUGUUGUCUUUUUUUAAUUUGACAGCUGCCCAUAUAUUUUCACUGGUUUCGAAGUCAGAAAAGAAGAGAAUUUUAUUUGGACCAUUUUCUGGGUGGGACACCUCAUGGUUUUUGAGAAAAAUUCAAUAGAGCAGAGGUAACUUGGUUGCAUCCUUUCAUCCUCCUACGAGGGUUGUUUUUUAAGUAAGGGCCGUUCGCGCAUAUAGUCCCAUAGUUCGCGCGGACGCCGCAACAAGCCACCGUGCCACUUGCUGGCAUCCUUCCCGUUCACACUGAUGCAAGUUGCAGCUCUGUAGCUGACAUGUACGCGCAUUGCUGUGCUACUUUAUAAUGUUUACGAUUAUUGAAUCGCCCGCCGCGUGUGAGAUACGGUCAGUGAUACCACGAGAAGCCUAUCAGCUGCAGAAAUUCAUCGUCAGUUAACAGAAGUUUAUGGCUUGAAUGCAAUGAGUGAAGGUAAAGUGCGUCAAUGGGUUAGAGAUUUUAAAAAUGGCUGUCAAAACGUCCAUGAUGAAGAACGCUCAGGCCAGCCCUCUGUGAUCACUGAUGAUUUGGUGGCUGCAGUCGAAACAAAGAUUCGUGCGGACAGAAGAUUCACAAUUUCCACUCUUUCUUUGGAAUUUCCACAAGUUCCAAGAUCAGUUUUGUACAAAAUUGUGUCUGAAAACCUAAACUUUAAGAAAUUGUGUUCUUGGUGGGUACCCAGACUCCUCACAGAGGACCACAAAGGGAAGAGAUUUGCCACUUCAUUGGACUUUUUGAUUCGUUACGAGGAAGAAGGGGAUGACAUGUUGAGUCAAAUUGUCACUGGAGAUGAAACAUGGGUAUCCCGUAUCACUCCCAAAAGCAAGCGACAAUCAAUGGAAUGGCGACACACAACCUCAUCCAUCAAGGUCAAAGCCAAACAGACACUGUCAAAGCGCAAGAUUAUGGCAACUGUGUUCUGGAACCAGCGCGGUGUUUUGCUAGUGGACUUUAUGCCACGAGGAAUGACAAUCAACUCAGAUACCUACUGUGCAACUCUAAAGAAGCUCCGCAGAGCAAUUCAAAACAAAAGGUGCGGCAUGCUGGCAGAAGGAGUUUUGCUCCUGCACGAUAACGCUAGGCCUCACACCUCUCAAAAGACUCAGGAUUUGAUUGAUUCUUUUGGCUGGGAAGUUUUGGACCAUGCACCAUACAGCCCCGACCUUGGUCCUAGCGAUUUUCACCUUUUCGGUACCUGAAACACCAUCUUGGCAGGCAGCGCUUCAAUGACGACAAUGAAGUGAAAGUGGCCGUGAACUCUUGGCUGUAGGAGCAGGUGGCCGAAUUCUUUGAAGAGGGAAUUAAAAACUUAGUUGUACGGUAUGACAGUUGCCUAAAUAAACAAGGCAACUAUGAAGAAAAAUAGGUAAAAGUGUGUAGAAUCAAAAAAUAAAAGUUUUUUAAAAAAAUAUUUGUAUCUUUUUUUAAAAAUAAAAAUGGCCCUUACUUAAAAAACAACCCUCAUAUUUCAAGCCAAGUAUAAAAAUAAAUCUUUUCCUUUGUCUAUGCUCAGGAAUGGAUUACAAUCCACAAAUUCUAUAGUCAAACCUGUCUUCAAUAGAAUACAUCACCUACACUUAGUUUUAGUAUUGGUUGAUUUUGCCGUAUGCCAAAAUACAUUCCAACCACAUUUUUCAUCUUUGUUACUGCAUAGAACUUUGUUGCACUAAGUUUGUGCAACCCAUGGCUGGUUAUUAACUGAUUAUUUUUCUCCAAGUCUUGUUUCUUUUGAGUGUCUGUUCUUGGACAAUCCCUGAUGUUGCCUGAAAUGUUGCAGCUCAUACAGGUACAGUCUGGUGACUUUUUUCUUAUUGGUACUUUAUAAAAGCAGUAUUCUUUGUUUUCGGCUCUUUCCUGAUGUUUCUUUAGCUUGACUAAGCUGGCUCAAAUUGAGCAAUAAUCAGGAGUUAAUGUUGUUUUGUAAACUUAUUCACCAUUCAGGUCUCUCAGAAGCAAAGCACAGUUGGAAUUUACCAACUUUUGCUUUAGCUAGCUGAGAGUAAAUAUUCAGUUUUGCAAAAACUUGUAGUUUUUCAAUAUCCAAUAACUAAGUAAAUAAUGGCUUUUGACAAGACUAUUCUAAUAAUUCUAAUGACUCUCUUCAAGCCGAUGAAACAACUGAUACGUGGAUCCCUGCUUUAGAUGAGAGUGGUAGGCUGUGUAUCAAGGGCACCUGGUAAGUUUAAGCAACUACACAUCUCAUACAUUUUUGUUAAUUUGGCAGUUGCCCAUAUGUCCAUGUGUAACAUGAGCAAGUUACAUCUUUACUUUCUUUUCCCUCAUAUCUAGCCCAUUUUUCUGAUGUGUUUCACAUUUACAAAGGUCACAAAUAAUUGUGGUUGUAAUGGCAUGGGCUUGAGUCAGGUCCUGAUACUGAAUUCCAGGCACCGAUUGACACCUGCUGUUUUCAGCUGUUACAGCAUGCCACUUAAUGGCGACACAGGUGCUAGGUCAAUAACUGGCACUAUAAAUUUUCAUGGCACUCAGCGGGUAUCAUAUGUGAUCUCAACUUUAGCAAGAAUUGCCUUAUUGUAUCUAAAAUAUGGCUGUCUGGCCAUGUGAGACAGGUUGCAAUAGCUGAGCUUUGAAACAGUGUGGGCUGUGUGCGAGCUGCCAUCACAAGGCUGCCAACAUUGUUCUGUCUCAAUGGGACUGCCAGCUGGGGUCUGACUGUAGCUCAAUUCGGACAGUGUUUGAGCUGAUGUCCUUUUAGAUGUGAACCACUAGGAUGAGUGACAAGACAUUUCAAAGUGCUCAAUCCUUCUGUAAUUUGGAGGAACUAUAGAGAGGCAUUAUAGAGGAAAGAACACUUCUACAUACUAAUGUGAAGAACUUAACAAGAUAACUCAGAAACAGGGAUACACUGUCAAGUUUUGUGGAGUGGAUAAAGAAGGUAAACAUUGAUACGUAUAAACUGAAAGGUGACAGGCAAAAGGCAUGAGACAGAACAGAGAGCGAUAGAUGCAUUUUUGUGGGGUUUGCCUAUAGAGAGGUUAUGUAAAUUUCAUUUAAAAUUUCCACAAACUUUAAAUACAGUAGUAGCAUUUGUGGUAACUUUGGCCAAGGUUUAUCCGUUUCCACCCAAACCCACUCGAUUGUGCGGGUUCGGUUUUUAUUUUUUAACAACAAACAUAAUCUCUUCCAACCGACCUGCAAUGAUCGUGCAGGUUGUGCACUACGCGUUUCUCAUGUUUAUUUUGCCAUUCAGCCCCAACAGAUUGCAGCACAUAUUGUUUAAGUUGAUCAAGAAGUGAGCAUUAUGCCGGUGCCUAGUUAGUAGCUCAUAAUUCAGUUAAAUUGAAUCUGCUGGAUCUGGUUAUUUGUAAUAGUGUGUACAACAUUGUGAUAUUGAUAAUUAUUAGUAACUUCAUAUCUUUGCACAGUAAUUGUGUGUUAAAUUUGUACUAGCACGAUUGUGUGAGUUAGGUGUUGACUGUGUCCUGGAGUGGGUGUUGUUGAUUGUGUCAUUGGCGUCCCUAUAUUACUGCUUUUCAUGAGGUUCUGAAUGGGACAGUUUUUAUGCACAAACCCGUUAUUGUAUGCAGGUUUAUCAGACAAUCGAAUCAGUUCUCUAUUAGAGGAUUCAGAUUUGAGUGGCAUUUCGUCAGAUGAAGACGAGUUUGUUCCUUCUCCUUCAAAUAUUCAGCAGGCAGACGACUCGUCUGAUGAUGAUUUGAGUGCCGAAGAAGUUCCUGAAGAGCGCAGGAGUUCACACAGUGUCACAGAAUGUGUCACACCACUGCUUUUUCGGAGAUCAAAUUUUGUUCAGAAGUUUCAUCCACCAAACAUUAAUUACAGUGCUGUUGAGGUCAGUGACAAAGAGGUGCAAUCUGAGUUACCUAUUUCUUGUAUCAAUCCCAUUUUCUUACUAAAAUAUCUUCUUUUUAAUUCUAGAGUCUUUCACCAAUUGGAGCUCCUGCUGAAUAUUUAUGUGAAUAUUUCAGUGAAAAGUUUUUUGAAGAGGCAGCGUAAUACACAAAUAUGUAUAGUGAUGCAAAGACAGGGAAAUCCCUAGGGACUAAAGCUCAUGAACUGAAGGUGUUUUUUGGGAUAAAUGUAAUGAUAGGCUGCAUAAGGUAUCCUAGGCUACCUAUGUACUGGAAAAAUCUAUUAAUUUAUCAGCUAUUAGUGAGACUAUGCCUAGAGACCGGUUCCUUGCACUCAGGAAUAAUGUGCACUUUGUUGAUACUAUAAAACCACCUGAAGAGGCUAAAACUAAUAGACUGUGGAAAGUUCAGCCAGUGAUCGACGCAGUAAGAAGAAUAUGUCACAGUUUGCCUCGUAGCUUUAACUACUACAGUCUUGAUGAGCAAAUGAUCCCUUUUACUGGGCGUUGCAAACUGAAGCAAUAUGUCAAAGGAAAACCAAGGCCUGUAGGUCUUAAAAACUUUAUCAUGACCUCAGCAUCAGGUAUAGUGUUGGAUUUUGAAAUUUAUCAGGGGGCUACUACACCUGUGGGUGAUAAGUCAUUAGGAUUAGGCCCUUCUGUUAUUUUAUGACUAACACAAACUCUCCCACAAGGAAGUUUUGUUUAUUUCGAUAGGCACUUCACCACAAUUCCUCUCUUAGCAAAGCUUAACGAGAAAGGAAUUAAGGCUACUGGCACAAUAAUGGUAAGGGAAGAAUGAAAAGAGGAGAGUGUCAUUCAUAUGUUAGAGCAGGUGAAGCUGUAGUAAUUACUGAGUGGCAGGACAGUCAGAUGGUCGUGAUAGCAUCCACUUGUGCUGGCAUUGAGCCAAAAUGUAAAGUUCAAAGGUGGUGUAAGCAGGAGGGUCACUACCUUGAUGUAGAUUGCCCUUUUGUAAUUCAGCAGUACAAUGCCAAUAUGGGUGGCGUAGACAUUCAUGACCAGCAGGUUGAGUGUUACCGAAUGUGGUUCAGAAUCAGAAAAUGGACACUGAAGUGCUUGCUACAUUUCAUAGACCUUUCAGUGGUCAACUGCUGGUUUCUCUACAGAGAGCACUGUCGUGAAAACCAGACUGCCAAAAAGAACAUUAUGAAUCUGUUGAAAUUUACAAUGUCUCUAGCUGAGGCUCUUCUGUCAUGUCCAGAAAGAAAGACGAGAGCUGAAGAGUUUGAAACACCGUUAGAUGAUACGUUAAGUACCUCCACAAAGGCAAAAGUUUACAAACCCCAUCCAAAACUACGUUUGGACAAGCGAUAUGAUGGGUAUGAUCACUGGCCGACAUUGGAUGAUAUUUUGUCACCAUGAACAUGUCAGUAUGAGCGCUGCAGUUCCAGAACAAAGACAAAGUGCAUAAAAUGCAAUCAGUACUUAUGUCUUGCAAAAUGAAAGGAUUGUUUCAAAUUAUCUCGUGAAAAGUGAAGCAGUCUGAACCAUGACUCUGUGUUACAAAAUAAAUUAAUAAUAUUUAUUAUUAAUUUUUUUGCCACAGAAUAUGAUUUGCAAAUUUAUGUAACAUUUUUUAUAACAACUAAUAAAUAAAAGUAAUGAAAGAAUAAUUUUUUAUUCAUAACUGUUCCUCAGGUAACUUAUAAUAUCAAACAAAUAGCAGGAAGUCAGUGAAUAAUUUUGGUGAAAUUAAACCUGACCCUCACGAUUGUGCUAGUUGUUUUCCCGCUACAUUUUUUAUGGAAGAGUUUUUUAUUAUUUUUCCCAGUGUCUACUAUGCCCAAGUAUACAGAGAAUUCAACUUUAUUCACCAUUUCUUUUUUUUUUUUUUUAAAGGUGUUUAAGGUGGAAAAGGGUUAUGCAGUGACUGAGCCUAAUGUGAGGAAAGUAGCUUUUAAUAUUGAGACUGUGUGUUAUAAAUGUGGUCAGCUGGGCCACAGAUGAUGGUAUUGCAAAAAAUCACAGUGUAAGAAGUGUAAAUGGGUUGGACAUUCUAUGAGACUGCCACUGCAGGGAUUCACAAAAAAGAGAGUGAGUCAUGUGGUACAUACUGUGCUACAGUGUUAAAUGAAAGAGGGAAUGGUGCAAUCAGUGUGUGUCAUACUCAUUGCCUGUUAGCCCAAAGCAGCCUGUGCAGAAUCGGUGGCAGUUGUUUAACAAUAUGUCUAGGAGGAAGGAGGGUGCAAACAUUGCAAAAUAUGAGAUGGCAGGCGGAGCUUCAAGGAAUCCUCGGAACCACAGGCCCCCUACAAAACCUUUCACUUGACUCCAUCAACCUCCUGACCCCACCAAUACGCCGCACCCCUACCUUCUACCUACUUCCUAAAAUUCACAAACACAAACAUCCUAGCCACCCCAUUGUAGCUGGUUACCAAGCCCCCCCAGAACGUAUCUCUGCCUACGUAGAUCAACACCUUCAACCCAUUAUAUGCAGUCUCCAUCCUUACCCAAUCUGUUACCCCUGGAAACCAUCCUUGUAACCACAGAUGCCACUUCCUUAUACACAAAUAUCCUGUAUGUCCAGGGCCUUGCUGUGAUGGAGCACUUCCUUUCAUGCCGAUCACCUGCUACCCUACCUAAAACCUCUUUCCUCAUUACCUUAGCCAGCUUCAUCCUAACCCACAACUUCUUCACUUUUGAAGGCCAGACAUACCAACAAUUAAAGGGAACAGCCAUGGGUACCAGGAUGGCCCCCUCGUACCCCAGCCUAUUUAUGGGUCGCUUAGAGGAAGCCUUCUUGGUUAGCCAAGCCUGCCAAUCCAAAGUUUGGUACAAAUUUAAUGAUGACAUCUUCAUGAUCUGGACUCACAGUAAAGAACUCCAGAAUUUCCUCUCCAACCUCAACUCUUUUGGUUCCAUCAGAUUCACGUGGUCCUACUCCAAAUCCCAUGCCACUUUCCUUGACGUUGACCUCCAUCUGUUCAAUGGUCAGCUUCACACAUUCGUCCACAUCAAACCCAUUAACAAGCAGCAGUACCUCCAUUAUGACAGCUGCCACCCAUUCCAUAUCAAACAGCCCCUUCCCUACAGCUUAGGUCUUCGUGGCAAACGAAUCUGCUCCAGUCCAGAAUCCCUGAACCAUUACACCAAUAACCUGAAAACAGCUUUGGCAUCCUGUAACUACCCUCCCGACCUGGUACAGAAGCAAAUAGCUAGAGCCACUUCCUCAUCCCCUCAAACCCAGAACCUCUCACAGAAGAACCCCAAAAGUGCCCCACUUGUGACAGGAUACUUUCCAGGACUGGAUCAGACUUUGCAUGUGGCUCUCCAGCAGGGAUACAACUUUCUCAAAUCCUGCCCUGAAAUGAGAUCCAUCCUUCAUGAAAUCCUCCCCACUCCACCAAGAGUGUCUUUCCGACGUCUACCUAACCUUCGUAGCCUCUUGGUUCAUCCCUAUGAAAUCCCCAAACCACCUUCCCUACCCUCUGGCUCCUACCCUUGUAACCACCCCCGGUGUAAAACCUGUCCUAUGCACCCUCCCACCACCACCUACUCCAGUCCCGUAAUCCGGAAGGUGUACAUGAUCAAAGGCAGAGCCACAUGUGAAAGCUCCCACGUGAUUUAUCAACUGACAUGCCUACACUGUGAAGCCUUCUAUGUGGGAAUGACCAGCAACAAAAGGUCCAUUCACAUGAACGGACACAGGCAGGCAGUGUUUGAUGGUAAUGAAGAUCACCCUGUGGCUAAACAUGCCUUGGUGCACAGCCAGCACAUCUUGACACAGUGUUACACCGUCCGGGUUAGAUGGAUACUUCCCACUGACACCAACCUAUCAGAACUCUGGAGAUGGGAACUUGCCCUUCAAUAUAUUCUCUCUUCCCAUUACCCAACAGGCCUCAACUCUGCUAAUUUCAAGCUUCCGCCCCUCGUACCUCACCUGUCAUUCAACAACAUCUUUGCCUCUGUACUUCCGCCUCGACUGACAUCUCUGCCCAACAUCUUUGCAUUUACAUAUGUCUGCCUGUGUCUGUAUAUGUGCGGAUGGAUGUGUGUGUGCGCACGAGUGUAUACCUGUCCUUUUUUCACCCUAAGGUAAGUCUUUCCGUUCCCAGAAUUGGAAUAACUCCUUACCCUCUCCCUUAAAACCCGCAUCCUUUUGUCUUUCUCUCUCCUUCCUGAUGAAGCAACCAUGGGUUGCGAAAGCUUAAAUAUUUGUGUGUGUUUUUUAUUUUAUUGUGUCUAUCAACAUACCAGCGCUUUCUCGUUUCGUAAUUUAAAAUUUAUUUUUUGGACUGCCACAAUCAAAUUCAUCUGAAACAUUAUGAUAACCUUGUAAGCCAUAAUAUUAUACAUACUUUUAUCGAUAAGUGGUAAUGUUUUCAUGUUUUUAAAGUGAAUACUGUGUGAUAUAUGACAAUUUAAACAGAAUGUAGCACAAUGGUAUAAUUAUGCAUGACAUUUUUAGCACACACUACUCCAAAUCGGCAGACUGAAAAGGGCUAACAAUGAAUUUAAAAAAUAGGAAUGUGGGUAAACUAUCAGCAUAGUGAUUACAUUAUUGUGGCCAAGAUAGAUACAAAGCCCAUACCUACCACAGUAGUACAAGUUUAUAUGCCAACUAGCUCCACAGAUGAAAAAGAGAUUGAUGAAAUGUAUGAUGAGAUAAAAGAAAUUAUUCAGAUAGUGAAGGGAGACGAAAAUUUAAUAGUCGUGGGUGACUGGAAUAUGAUAGUAGAAAAAGGAAGGGAAGGUCACAUAGUAGGUGAAUAUGGAAUGGGGGUAAGGAAUGAAAGAGGAAGCCGCCUGGUAGAAUUUAGCACAGAGCAUAAACUUAAUCAUAGCUAACACUUGGUUUAAGAACCAUGAAAGAAAGCUGCAUACAUGGAAGAGGCGUGGAAAUACUGGAAGGUUUCACAUAUAUUAUAUAAUGGUAAGACAGAGAUUUAACUGUAAGUCAUUUCCAGGGGCAGAUGUGGACUCUGACCACAAUCUCUUGGUUAUGAACUGUAGAUUAAAACUGAAGAAGCUGCAAAAAGGUGGGAAUUUAAGGAGAUGGGACCUGGAUAAACUGACAGAACCAGAGGUUGUAGAAAGUUUCGGAGAGAGCAUUAGGGAAGGAUUGACAAGAAUGGAGGGAAGAAAUACAGUAGAAGAAAAAUGAGUUGCUUUGAGAGAUGAAAUAGUGAAGGCAGCAGAGGAUCAAGUAGGUAAAAAGACGAGGGCUGGUACAAAUCCUUGGGUAACAGAAGAUAUAUUGAAUUUAAUUGAUGAAAGGAGAAAAUAUAAAAAUGCAGUAAAUGAAGCAGGCAAAAAGGAAUACAAACAUCUCAAAAACUAGAUCGGCAGGAAGUGCAAAAUGGCUAAGCAGGGAUGGCUCGAGGACAAAUGUAAGGAUGUAGAGGCAUAUAUCACUAGGGGUAAGGUAGAUACUGCCUACAGGAAAAUUAAAGAGACCUUUGGAGAUAAGAGAACCACUUGCAUGAAUAUCAAGAGCUCAGAUGGAAACCCAGUUCUAAGCAAAGAAGGGAAAGCAAAACGAUGGAAGGAAAGGAGUAUAUAGAGGGUCUAUAAAAGGGCGAUGUACUUGACAAUAUUAUGGAAGUGGAAGAGGAUGUAGAUGAAAUGGGAGAUAUGAUACUGCAUGAAGAGUUUGACAGAGCACUGAUAGACCUAAGUCGAGACAAGGUCCCUGAAGUAGACAAUAUUCCAUCAGAGCUACUGAUAGCCUUGGCAGAGUCAGCCCUGACAAAACUCUACCAUCUGGUGAGCAAGAUGUAUACGACACAGGUGAAAUACCCUCAAACUUCAAGAAGAAUAUAAUAAUUCCAAUCCCAAAGAAAUCAGGUGUUGACAGAUGUGAAAAUUACCGAACUAUCAGUCUAAUAAGUCACAGCUGCAAAAGACUAAUGCAAAUUCUUUACAGAUGAAUAGAAAAACUGGUAGAAGCUGACCUCGAGGGAGAUCAGUUUGGAUUCCAUAGAAUUGUUGGAACAUGUGAGGCAAUACUGACCCUACGACUUAUCUUAGAAGAUGGAUUAAAGAAAGGCAAACCUAUGUUUCUAGCAUUUGUAGACUUAGAGAAAGCUUUUGACAAUGUUCACUGGAAUACUCCUCUUCAAAUUCUGAAGGUGGCAGGGGUAAAAUACAGGGAGCAAAAGGCUACUUACAAUUUGUACAGAAACUAGAUAGCAGAUGUAAGAGUCGAAGGGCAUGAAAGGGAAGCAGUGGUUGGGAAGGGAGUGAAACAGAGUUGUAGCCAAUCCCCAAUGUUAUUCAAUCUGUAUAUUGAGCAAGCAAUAAAGGAAACAAAAGAUAAAUUCGGAGUAGGUAUUAAAAUCCAUGGAAAAGAAAUAAAAACUCUGAGGUUCGCCGAUGACAUUGUAAUUCUGCCAGAGACAGCAAACGACCUGGAAGAGCAGUUGAAUGGAAUGGACAGUGUCUUGAAAGGAGGAUAUAAGAUGAACAUCAACAAAAGCAAAUUGAGGAUAAUAGAAUGUAGUCGAAUUAAAUUGGGUGAUGCUGAGGGAAUUAGAUUAGGAAAUGGGGCAAAAAGGGAUUUAGAUUAGGAAAUGAGGCACUUAAGUAGUAAACGAGCUUUGCUAUUUGGGGAGCAAAAUAACUGACGAUAGUCGAAGUAGAGAGAAUAUAAAAUGUAGACUGGCAAUGCAAAGGAAAGUGCUUCUGAGGAUGAGAAAUUUGUUAACAUCGAGUAUAGAUUUAAGAGUCAUGAAGUUGUUUCUGAAAGUAUUUGUAUGGAGUGUAGCCAUGUAUGGAAGUGAAAUGUGGACAACAAAUAGUUUCGACAAGAAGAGAAUAGAAGCUUUCAAAAUGUGGUGCUACAGAAGAAUGCUGAAGAUUAGAUGGGUAUAUGAUAUAACUAAUGAGGAUGUAUUGAACAGAACUGGGGAGAAGAGAAAUUUGUGCUCAGCUUGACUAGAAGACGGGUCGGUUGGUAGGACAUGUUCUGAGGCAUCAAAGGAUUACCAAUUUAAUAUUAGUGGGCAGCAUGGAGGGUAAAAAUGGUGGAGGGAGACCAAGAGAUGAAUACACUAAGCAGAUUCAGAAGGACGUAAGUUGCAGUACAUACUGGGAGAAGAAGAAGCUUGCACAGGAUAGAGUGGCAUGGAGAGCUGCAUCAAACCAGUCUCAGGACUGAAGACCACAACAACAACAACAACAACAACAUUCUAAUAUGUCAUGCACGACGACAAGCUUGGUUUAUAAUUACAAAAAUCUAAUUAUCUAGAGGACAAAGCUCUUCUGUCCGUGUUUGGAGAGUAUCUGUCAAGAGCGAAACACAAUUUUUAUUUUUAUUUCCCACAUGUUUCCCUAAAUUUAGGAGAGGGGAUAGCUUUCCACAAAGACAAAAAAGCUAUUUACCCCCUUUUCACACAUAAAUUUGAGUUUUGAAGACAGUAUUUACUUAUUUGAAAACAAUAUAUAUGCUGUGAAUGUCCUUGAUUUUUAUUUUACUUAAUGGUGUUGUUUUGUUGCAUUGUUUGUCAUCUGCAACCAUACAGAACUUAAUGUUCAAAAUUUUAUGAUUGGGCAAGUUAUUGUUGUGCUUACCAUUAACUAAUACUAUGCAGAAGAUUGUGUGUGUGUGUGUGUGUGUGUGUGUGUGUGUGUGUGUUUACAAUACCAGUUGUAAAAUGUGAAAGUAAAUAAUUGUCCUACAUUAAGUUCUAUAAGAUUACAGAUGACAAACUAUGGCACAAAACAACUGUGCUAAAUAACUUAAAAAUCAAGGAAACCACAGAAUGUGGUAACUAGAUAGGUAUUCAGAACUUUGUCCAUAUUUCAUACAUGUAAACACUGUCUUAAAAACUCAAAUCUGUACCUGUGCAAGUGGUAAAGCGAUUUUUUCCUAUUGUAUUGACAGACAAAAAACUGGUGAUGCUCCAACUUCUACAAAACUUGUCUGGGAAAUAAAAAUAAAAAUUUUGUUUUGCUCAAGGCGGGCCCUCACCUAAAACAAAACAAAAAUUAUGAACAAAUGAGCAUUUAUCGACUACUGGCAAAAGUCUUAUAAGCAAGAACAAGAUAACAUAUAUACGGAAUUCUUGGAAGGGCAGCUGAAAGAAAAUCAAUACCUUGACAGCCCACUUGAAGAAUUCACUGUAGUAUGAUGGGUGCAAAAUCAUUUACCAGUACAUGCACGAGAGAAACUUUUUGGAACAAUCAUAAAAACAGUAGACCACGCAAGAAGAGUUCUUCACAAAUUCUGAGAACACAGUAGGGGCAUGCACAGUAUUUCUUUCAACUCUGAAAGAAGAAAGUAAAAAUGGAUGAGACAGACGUGAGUUUCAUGAACCAUGUGAUAACAGGCGAAUUCCCAGGUAUUGCUGGUAAAACAGACAUGGGAUGGAGGCAGCAAGUACAAACCAAACAAAAAGACGAAACUGUGUCCAUAAUAUAAUUUCUCGAGAGAAGAAUAACAUGACUAAUGUUUAUGCUCUUAUGGGUAUACUGCCGGAAUAUGAUCGUCUUCACUACACGAUAUUUUGGCGAUCUAUCUGACCACCAUCUUCAGGUGCGAUUGCUGAGUCUGGCGGCUGGAUGGAUCGCUGAAAUAUUGUGUAGUGAAGACGAUCGUAUCCAACAGCAUACCCGUGAAGGGCAUAAACAUAUAAGAUGCCAGGAAAAUCUAUGGAAUCACAAGAUGCCUGAUUUUUUAUGUUACAAAGAAGGAGAAUAUCAGUCCCAACACUGUUAGAGGCACUCAGGGCAUUAGGAGAAAUAAGGAACUGGAAGAAGAGCUACACUGUAUGAAAGAAAGGAAAUCUUUAACACGAGGGUACACAGAAGCAAAUGAUUUGGGGCAGAAAGAAGCAAGAUUCAAGAAGGAAGAUAAAGAAAAAAAGAAGAAGGUAUAGUAGAAAACCAAAUACAAGGUAAAAAAAAUUAGCAACAGGAGAAAUACAAAUGGCAGCAUCAAUAACAGAAAUUUCUUUGGAAGAAAAAUGAGACAGUUAGCAAACAUAGAAGACCCUGCAUAAAACAAGAGCCAAAAAGAGGGGAAAAAAGAUUGCCACAUCAAGCGAGCAGCAAAUACAACACUGAAAACGUCAUUAUGAAAAUGUCAUUGUGUGGGACUAUACCAUGUGGAGGAACUUAAACACUACAAGUCUUCCAAUAAAUUAACUAAUGAAUACAAACUGGAUGAAUGUACACAACUUGUCUAUACAGAGAAUCAUUCUUUGUCACUGUGAACUCUAUGGAAUGUGAAUUUGUCACUCUCAGAAAGAUGAAUAGUGUAUUAAUUAGACACUGUGAGCUUCAAUUCAGUAAGGAAUGUAUAUAUAUUGUGCACAUGAAGCAUGUUUUCUACCCUAAACUAACUUGAGACACUGAAUUUGCUUGGUUUCAUUCAGAACAGUCACUGACAGGCAUGCUCCGUGAACAGUGGGGAUCUGUGAUGGUGGCCACUCUACCGUAGCAGCAAGUGAGACACAGCUGUCUUAAAGUUGUGGAGACUAAUGCAUACUGAGAUACAGCACUGAGCCUUUUCCAUUGGCAUCCAUUGCACUGGUAGAGUAUUGCGCACAUGUGAAUGGCCUAUCCUUUCUCCUGGGCCUAACCCCAAUAAAUGACCACAAAUUUGCUCAAUGGUAUUCAUUACAAACAAUACUGCUGCCUGUUAUCAACGGGCAGUGAUGCAGAAAGAGACUCCACUCACAGAAACUAAAGUUUGUUGGUGGACCAUACCCAUCAGUCUAAAAAGUUUAGACUCUGGAUUAAAGAGAGAGAGAGAGAGAGAGAGAGAGAGAGAGAGAGAGAGAGAGAGAGAGAGAGAGAGAGAGAGAGAAAUUAUUAUUGUGGUUUUAAUACUUCAUGUGUUUUACAUCGAAACACCCACCUGCUCCCCCUUCCUCCACUGAUUUCAACACACAGAACGUUUAUACAACCACAUGGGACUGUCAAAAGUCCUUCUCUGACAUGCUUUUCAACUCACAUGUUGAGAAUGGCUGUGAUAUGGGGUCUGAGUGGGGCACAGUCAAAUGGGGGGUGCCCCAGGGAUCAGUGAUGGAGCCACUCCUGUUCCUUAUUUAUGUAUA